Molecule: messenger RNA, 1140 nt
Organism: Musca vetustissima
Lineage: Eukaryota; Metazoa; Arthropoda; Insecta; Diptera; Muscidae
Product: chitinase domain-containing protein 1
Exons: 4
Coding region: 4-1140 (378 amino acids)
Biological process (GO): carbohydrate metabolic process
Cellular component (GO): extracellular region
Molecular function (GO): oligosaccharide binding; chitin binding
Source: RefSeq, a predicted model, not a curated record
ACAAUGGUGCAAUGCACCAUUACACCCGGCAAAAAAUCACAGCCUAAACCCAAAACCGGUCCGAGGGAUGAAAGUGUUUUCGAGUUGGAUUUAAUACAACCCGAACCCACCUCCAAAGAGAUACUACUUAAUUGUGGAGCAUAUUUCCGGGAUACCAGUUUAAAGAAUUUCAAUGGAACUGUUUUGGGGUUUGUGACACCGUGGAAUUCCCAUGGUUAUGAUGUUGCAAAAAUAUUUGCACCCAAAUUGGAUAUCAUAUCUCCUGUGUGGUUCCAAAUAGUCAAACAGGCUGGGAAUUAUGUGAUCCAAGGUAAACAUGAUAUUGAUAGCCGUUGGAUAAAAUCAGUCAAGGAUAAGUCACGAAGUGGAGCGGCCAGCAGAACAACAGAAUUUUUUCCCCGUAUACUUUUCGAGAACUUCCGCAAUGAAGACUACACCAAAUUGUUGUCAUCGGAAAAGGAAAAAAUUAAAUUAGCCGAAGUCAUAAUAAGCUUGUGUAUUGAUCACGGUUUCGAUGGUGUAGUUCUUGAGUAUUGGCUACAAUUGGCUGGACGUGUUAAUGAGCAAUUUCUUAUCAAGCUUGCCAUUGAUCUUAGCAACGAAUUAAAGGCUAGAGAUCUGAAAUUAAUUUUGGUAAUACCACCCUAUCGACAACAAACUGCAAAUAUAUUUACCCAUCAACAUUUUGAUCAGUUGUAUAAACAUAUUUAUAAAUUUUCUCUAAUGACAUAUGAUUUUUCAAAUGUCCAAAGACCGGGUGCUAAUUCACCGUUAUAUUGGAUUAGACGUUCUAUUGAACAUAUAACACCAACAGCGAAAGGUGUAGACAUCGCAGAGAAACGUAUGAAAAUCUUAAUGGGCAUGAAUAUGUAUGGCAAUGAUUAUACACCCGAUGGUGGUGGUCCUAUUGUGGCUGGGGAAUAUUUGUCAUUGCUCAAACAUCUAAAGAAACGUUUGACAUAUGACGAACGGGAUGUGGAGAAUUUCUUUGAAGUGAAGACAAGUAGUGGCCGCCAUUAUGUGUUUUAUCCCACCCUCUACUCUAUAAACGAACGCCUUAAGCUAGCUCAGGAAUUAGGUACUGGUAUAUCUAUAUGGGAACUUGGGCAAGGUUUAGACUAUUUUUAUGAUCUAUUUUAA